This is a messenger RNA of Spea bombifrons (plains spadefoot toad), 2212 nucleotides long. It is a transcript of the gene DKK2, whose product is annotated as dickkopf WNT signaling pathway inhibitor 2. The record is from RefSeq and is a predicted model, not a curated record. Gene Ontology annotation, biological process: multicellular organism development; negative regulation of canonical Wnt signaling pathway. Gene Ontology annotation, cellular component: extracellular region. Gene Ontology annotation, molecular function: co-receptor binding; receptor antagonist activity. The transcript has 4 exons. Bases 94 to 870 code for a protein of 258 amino acids. NCBI's taxonomy places the organism in Eukaryota, Metazoa, Chordata, Amphibia, Anura, Pelobatidae.
UAGAGAAGAACUGCAUUUUUUCUACCGUGUGGACUGUUGGGGAGGUUGAAGAUACCUGCGCUUUACUCUCUCUUGUAGCCUGAUCAGUGGAAGAUGAACAUGCUUUUGCUGUUGUGGAACUGGGAAUGCAGCUGUCUGCUACCCCUUCUAGCUACUGUGCUUUUGGUGGAGAGCUCCCAGUUAGACAUCUCAAGAUCCAAGGCCAACUCCAUCAAGUCUAUUCUGGUGGGUCAUACCCCAGCCCUGGCAACCAACAGGUCUGCAAUCUUCCAGCAUGGCAUGCCUCACAAGAAAGGCAAACAACUUGGACAGGCAUAUCCUUGUGUUAGUGACAAAGAAUGUGAAGUUGGAAGGUACUGCUACAGUCCUCACCAGGCUCCUUCUUCCUGUGUGCUUUGUAGAAGAAAGAAGAAACGUUGUCACAGAGAUGGAAUGUGUUGUCCUGGGAAUCGCUGCAACAAUGGGAUUUGUAUUCCCGUUGCUGAGACAAUCUUGACUGCUCAUAUACCAGAACUAGAAGGACGUCCUAAAAAUCCUAAAAAGAAUGGUCCCGUCACUAACAAGGAUAUGGGAUGGCAGAAUCUCGGAAAGCAUCAUUCUAAACUCCCCCAUAUAAAAGGACAUGAAGGAGACCCCUGCCUCCGAUCGACCGACUGUAUCGAAGGCUUCUGCUGCGCACGUCAUUUUUGGACCAAAAUUUGUAAACCUGUAUUACACCAAGGAGAAGUUUGUACCAAAUUAAGAAAGAAAGGCUCCCAUGGUUUGGAGAUAUUUCAGCGAUGUGACUGCGCUAAAGGGUUGUCUUGCAAAGUAUGGAAAGAUGCCACAUAUUCUUCAAAAUCUAGACUGCACAUCUGCCAGAAAAUCUGAGCAUUUGUUAAAGAAACUGUUGUUACAACAGACUGUGAGGUUACAGAAAGGUACAGAAAGGACAAAUGCAGUAUGGACUUUGGUACCGAGAACAAACACUGAAAUGAAAGGAAGAACUUUGAACUGGACCUAAUGGAGCUUUUUACUAAUGUAAAUAAUUUGCGACUCCAACAGUUCGUACAAAUGACAUUUAAUAUUUUAACAGUGCAUGCCCACUGAAUUAAAAAAAAAAAUGUAUGAGUAUUAAUAAUUUUGAAGUAAUCUAUGUUUGUGUAUACUGUUUCAUUAUGUGGACCCUUUGAAAUUCCAGAGUCUAGAUGUAUGUCUCCUUGAAGCAUGAGUGUUGUAGGUACUCUAUAUACUUCGCAAAUAUGUGAUAAUAAUACGAAUCAAAGCAACCAGGCAUGGAUAGAGUGGACAAAGCAGUGGAGAGGGGAAGAAUUCAUCUGGGGAAGCCUAUGUUCUCCCCCAGCCAGUGUUGUUUAAGGUACCUACAGAGAAAACUAUUCACCAGGUUGAAGCAUUUAUUGCUAACUGAUUCUUUGCUUACUCUUCACUCAAAUGGUUAAUGAAAACCCUCAUACAUUGCAAAAUGUAAUUUCAUUGGCAUGGAAUUCUUGACAUAAAAAAUAACAGAUCCAGUCAAGGGAAUAUGGUUAUAACAUUUUGUAAUGAUGAUCAAUCAAACGUAGAUCGCUAUUACAUUAUAUCCUGUUCUUCGUCAAGGAAAUCCUUCCUUUUCUAACACAAGACAUUGGCUUGGCCAGUUGUCUGGCAUCUACCAUAUGCAGUUGACAGGUUAAUUUAUGAAUAACAGACCUAUGUAAGUUAUAGUUUUCUUGUUCGAUUCAUGCACAAAACAUCAUUAUUAAAUUACACCAAAUUUGGAGAAUAACGUACCUACAAAAACACCAAAAAGAUCUGAUAGCAUUUGAAAUAGUAACUGCAAAUUUGUUUAUUGCAUAAUCUAAAAAUAAUGAAGCAGUUCUCUGUGGUUUGGAAAACUUACAUUUUUAAAUUUGAAAAUUGUAUCAUAAAGUUUGCAAGGCAAUGUAAUAUAAUACGCGCAGAAGGACAAUAUCUUUCUAGUGUGAAGUUCACAUAAAACAGAAAAAAAGUCGAUAGCGGAUCAGUUAACACUGGCAAAUCCACAUCUUUAAUGCUCUGUUUUGGCUUUCUCUAUCGCACUGUGUUUUGUCUUAAAUUAGUGCAUUUUUUAUAUUAUACAGGGAUACAUACUGUCUAAACAUAGAAACAUACUUGCUGCAUCUAAUAGUUCUUUGUAUGUUGAUAUUUUUGGCUCUUGCCUUUGCUAUGCAAAUAAAACAAUCAUAUUUUAAAA